Lobosporangium transversale is the source of this 2570-nucleotide messenger RNA. RefSeq lists its product as hypothetical. NCBI's taxonomy places the organism in Eukaryota, Fungi, Mortierellomycota, Mortierellomycetes, Mortierellales, Mortierellaceae. The transcript has 7 exons. The record is from RefSeq and is a predicted model, not a curated record. Bases 470 to 2206 code for a protein of 578 amino acids.
CAUGUGUUGCACAAUAAACACAAUGUCAUAUGUGGCCCUGCUUCAUUUAUUCCAGCAGAUAUACCGCCAGCAGAUACACCGCCAGCAGAUACACUGCGGCUUUCCUUGCCGCCGGCUCUGCCGUGGACUCUGCCGUGGACUCUGCCGAAUGGAAGGAGUGGUCGCGACAUAGUGGUACUUAGGCGGGUUCGAUAAUGCUCUUUGGGCAUGUGUUGCACAAUAAACACAAUGUCAUAUGUGGCCCUGCUUCAUUUAUUCCAGCAGAUAUACCGCCAGCAGAUACACCGCCAGCAGAUACACUGCGGCUUUCCUUGCCGCCGGCUCUGCCGUGGACUCUGCCGAAUGGAAGGAGUGGUCACGACAUUGUGAAUUCAGUCGUCUUGUUAUUUUUUCCAGGCACAGUUUAAGACCUUACUUAUCAUUAUAUUAAUUUAUUGAUUCAAUCUAAAAUGCCAUCUUACUAAUAGCCAUGCCAACUCAAUCACAUAUACAAUGGGCGGAAGCGAAACACACAGGCACGGAGCAUGUCUCCUUUGAAAACUUUGUGCGAAAGUUUAACUUAAGUGACCGGGAGUCAGCCACGAACGACUAUAAACAUCUUAUCAAAUCAAAACGUUUACGUGAAACCAGACGAGAGAGUCUAGAGAAAUCUUUUGUGAAGUUUCAAUGUCAUCACGAAGAUAUUUUUUGGGCACAACGCAAAGUGGAAAUAUCUCGGAUAAAACUGCAACUCAGUUCUGAUUCCACGUCUAAUGACGCAGUCGUAGAUUUGCAAGAGGCUGCUGUCAAAAAAUCACAAGAGGGGUAUUUAGGAUUAAAGGAUAGACCUGAUGGCCAAUUACUUGCAAAUCAUUCAAAUUUACCGUCAGAGCGGCUACGAACUCCCUCAUGGGGCUCAGAAUCAAGUAACAGCUCCACUGGCCCAGUACCAUUCCCUACACAUGCAUUAGGACUAUUGACUGAAAGCAACGCGACUAAAACAGGAGGAAAACCACAAACUACUAAAUCGUCUAAUGUUAUUGAAUCGUUUUCGGGAGACGAGUGUGGCUAUGAUAAUAUUGAGUUCCCAGACCCAACAAGAAGUCUUGUGCAUUUUGAGGUUCUGAAUCAAGCAACUUCGUGGGUAUGUGAAGGCACCGAUAUUGUUGCCAUAUUUCGUGAGUUCAGAACAAAAAAUCUGCAGCCAUUUUCGCUUGUUCGUGAUGGAAUUGCCGAUUUAACUCCGGGCUCUACAUUCUUGGAGGGACUGGCACCAGGCGCCUCGUCAGCCGCUAGGAGAGUAGCCACAACUCCUGAUAUCUAUACCAAGUGGCCAACUCUCCAAGAGAUAAUGAAGCGAGUUUUCGUAUCAAGCAGCUAUGAUGAUGUAUCAAAGGCCAUUAAAAAAGAAAAUAUGGAGGAUCCGAUUGCAGCGUACAUGUUCGCGGUUAUUAUGUCUUACAAUCACUAUUUUAAAUUUCAUUCUAUGAUACCCGGCGAUCUCAAUGAACGUGAGGGAUUCACUGAUUUAACAUGGGGAUUCAUCCGUGGGGCAUUAACACUAACUGGAAUUGAAUCCCGUCAUCUUGAAGUGCAGACAACUGGAGUCCAGGAAAGGAAGAACGUUGACAAGGACCCGCUCUCGGACAUCUUGGAGCCUGGGCAGUAUAGUGACGGCCUAGCGUUCAGUGGGGACAAUCAAAUCUAUUUAGCAGAGACAUCGCUGGUCCGUAAUCCAAAAGCGGAGAAAAGACGUCAGGACGAGUUUAAGCUGGCUCGUGGAAUGAGAGACUCAUGGGUGAGUCAGAUAAGAUCUAUCUGCCGUGAAUCUACUCCUCCUCGCAACUUUAGUGUAUUUGGCUCGGCUACUUAUAAAGAUGAAACCAGGCUCUGGCAGAUGGACUUCCAAGGAGUAUUUCGGUUGCGCCAGUUUGACUCGUUCCUCAUUCCUUUAGAAAAGAAAGAAUUUGGACGGAGGAUGGAGAUGGCAGUUUGUGUUUGUCUACAACUGGCUGCUCGCAUUGAAAUGGAGAUUGAAAGUCGGGCCAAUACUAUACCUGCAUCAUAUGACCAGCGAAAUUUGCUAUCUAAUGCACUCCAAAAGAUCUUUACUACGUCGACAACACCAAAAAAGCAACGAAAAAGAAAAGACGCUGUUAUUUCCAAAGAUGAUGUACCAGUAUCUCGAAAAAAGAAAACAUUGGCAAACUCUUUUACAACAUUAUAGUUAAGAAGGCCAAUUAAUUUUUCAAUUCCUGUCUGAUUUGCUAUUAAAUCAACGAGCACUCUUUUAUUCAUAUCUACAUUGGGGGGGUUUUACGUGUACCUUUUGUUGACUCUUUGAAAAUAUGCCGAAAUGAUAAAUGUGGGCCUCUCGGAAGGCUCUCUUAAUUCUCCAAAUGUACUUUCUUGCGUCUUAUAUACUGUAUCGGCAGGAGUCAUUCGGCAUAUGCCUUCCCAAGUUCCGAUGUCCCAAGCUGGAUGGAUUGUAUAAAAAUCCAAAGGACUGUCAUUCCUUUUAUCUUUGCAAGGAUGGCGUUGCAUACCUGAAAGAGUGCCCUGCUGACCUCCUUUGGAAAGAUUCACUUAAA